AUGUCGGCCGCCAGCACGUUCCGGGCGAUUGCCAUGCAGCGCCGGUCGGUGAGCCGCUUCCUGCCCACGGCCAUCGCCAAGGACGUCGUGCAGGACAUCCUUGAGACGACGCGGCGGGCACCGACGAGCCUCAACAUGCAGCCGUACGCGUGCAUCCUCAUCGAAGACGUAGCCCAGCGCGAGGCCAUGAGCGCUGCCAUGCUGGGCGGCAACGUCGAGAAGGUGCAAAGCGCGCCACUCAUUGCGGUGUUCGCCGCCGACUUGGAGCCCAGCAAGCGCCUGCCCGCUGUCGAGCACAUGCUUCGCCAAGAUGGCGCCAACCCGUCGUACGUCCAACAACUCGGCGCCAAGCUGCGCUUCUUUGGCGGCGAAGGCCACUUGGCGGGCGGCAUCCGCGCGCUCAUCUCGACUGCCGUGUCCCCUUUGCGCCCGGUCCCGACGUACGUACCCGUGACCGCGUGGUCGUACAAGCAGACGAUGAUCGCAGCCACGACGUUCAUGUACGCUGCCGAGUCUCAUGGCGUCGGCACACAGGCUAUGGAAGGCUAUGACGAGACGCGCCUUCGCCACGCCCUCGACAUUCCGGAUCGGUACUCGGUGCCGGUGGUCAUUGCAUGCGGCUACGCCGCACCGUCGACGAGCGGUCGCGGGCCGUCGCCGCGCCUCCCUGUCGACGAUCUCUUCUUCCACGGCAAGUUUGGCCAGCCCCUUCCGUGA
Molecule: messenger RNA, 717 nt
Organism: Saprolegnia parasitica CBS 223.65
Lineage: Eukaryota; Oomycota; Saprolegniomycetes; Saprolegniales; Saprolegniaceae
Exons: 3
Coding region: 1-717 (238 amino acids)
Molecular function (GO): oxidoreductase activity
Source: RefSeq, a predicted model, not a curated record